AUGGUUAUCGUUUGUCCUAAGUACUAUUUCGCCAUACCAGUCAGACAAUCAGCUCAAUGCCGUCGUUCACAGACCGAUCAUUCCAUCCGAGGAGAUUGCGAUCAAACGACGGGAAUAGGGAAACGAGACGGUGACAAUGUGUGCGUGUGUGACGACCCUAUUGACUACGGAAAUGCAACGAUUGGCUGGCUGGCCGAGUGCUACAAACUCUCACUUCCCUCUUCCCCGCCAGCCCGUCCCGUCAUCUUGCUACCUCACCUUAACCCUCAAACUUCGAUUUCUUUUUUUCGAAUCGAUUUCUCCAGCAAUAGAAAUACAUCUAACAUGUCUAAACCACUCUACUAA
Molecule: messenger RNA, 345 nt
Organism: Loa loa (African eye worm)
Lineage: Eukaryota; Metazoa; Nematoda; Chromadorea; Rhabditida; Onchocercidae
Exons: 2
Coding region: 1-345 (114 amino acids)
Source: RefSeq, a predicted model, not a curated record